Dioszegia hungarica is the source of this 2364-nucleotide messenger RNA. RefSeq lists its product as uncharacterized. The coding region runs from base 1 to 2364 and encodes 787 amino acids. NCBI's taxonomy places the organism in Eukaryota, Fungi, Basidiomycota, Tremellomycetes, Tremellales, Bulleribasidiaceae. The transcript has 4 exons. The record is from RefSeq and is a predicted model, not a curated record.
AUGGACUACGGCGCGUCCAUCCCGCUUGGUCCCGACUGGAUGUAUGGGGGAGAGACAUCUCCUGCGUCCUCCCAGGCCGCCCCGACCGGAACGCCGGUGGAUCCAGCUUCCGUGGCCACGGGCGUAAUGAGCGUACCGCCUCCAUCGGGUCCGGCGGCGCCAAGCGACAUGACGGCUGCUUCUUCCUCCGCUCCGAGUUUACCGACAUCAUCAGCUGUGUCGGUCCCGUCCUCCUCGCCGCUGUCCUCCUUAUCCUCCUCUACCUCGGCUUCGGGGCCGUCCACCAGCCAGAUCACCUCCCCCCUCGCGUUGCUGAGCGGAUCCUCAACUACGUCUUCGUCCUCGUCCUCGCUCUCUACUACACUAUCCCGGACUUCGAGCUCGGCUUCAGCUACAACCUCGUCAACUCCUCUAGAUGGUAUUCUUCCCCUCCCCUCGGACCGCACCUCCCUGACGGUCAUCCUCUCAUCCGUCCUGGGCCCCCUCUUCCUCGCUAUCAUCCUCCUCGCGCUCUUCAUCUGGCUCCUUCGCCGAUAUCCAUCGGACUACGCACGUGCAGCCACCAACGAGCCUGCCGAACCUGCUGUCAUCACCACUACCCCUCGGCGCGCCUCAUCGAAUCACAAACUCCCCUUCACUCCUCCUCGGUCUAAAGCCGCCCAACCAGGCUCACGUAUUCCGAGCGAGAAGGCGCCGCUUCUGACCGGUCCAGCGCAAACGGUCAUAGAAGAGGAGGACAUAACGGACUACGCCAACCCUCAUCCGCGCUCCUCUAUCCUCUCUCGCCUAUCUCUCGGACUCGGAAUGGCGCCGGCCAUGCGCCGCAUUUCCAACGGCGCAGCGGAAAAGGCGUAUCGGACCCCUUCAUGGGCUUUGGCGGGUCUCGCAGCUCUCCCACGGCGGAUCGGCUCGGGUCUCCGGUCGGUCUCCACCUCCACCCAGCGCGCCGGUCCAUAUGGUCCGCCCGUCGGAGCUGGGAUCAGCGAGAAACAGCCGGAAAGCCCAACUAGGGCAGACCGAUCCAGAGGUACUUCUACCCAAAACAACAGUAGCGGUAACGAAGACACCCAACCCUCCGACCCGCCUCCUUCAGCGGCGUAUACUCGGUCGAUGGCGACUGAGGAACUCUUCUUCCGGCCGCCUCGCAAUACCCCGUCGUCCCAAGGAACCAAGUCGUCCAAGGCUUCCUCGGGAAGCUCGGGAUCUGGAUCGCGGGGCUCGAGAUCGACGAGGGGGACCGGACCGUCAAAUUGGCAGUCUGCCUUUCCGGCUCUGGAAGAGGACGCCCCUGCUGCGCUCGCCUACGCUACCGACACCGUCCGCAGAAGGCCAGGAUCGGGGUAUACCCAUCAGCGACGGAAUGUCAAUACGGUCAGCGUAGGCGUACCCGAAACGCCCCGGACUGGAGCAGGGAGUAUCGGAAGCUGGUCAGCUCUGGGCCUGGAUGGCGGGGAGAGGGAGAGGCGGAGCAGAUGGGUCGAAGAGGGGGACAGGUUGGACUUUCCGGUCCCUCCAGACGGGAUGGGAUGGGAGAUGGAGCUCUUCCCGCCGAGGAGCCCCGGGUGGGGAGGCGUGCAGAGGCACAGUAUGGCGAGUACCUUGAGCGAGAUCAGCAACUACUACUCCGCCCACUCCCAUCCCGAGACUCCACCACCAUACGACCGCGCCCAAGAGCCGAGUACGAUCCGCCUCGUCCAACCCCUACCCCAGAUGGAUGAGGAUGGGAAUCAAGAUACUCUCCGGGGAGGUCGUCCCAUACUCUCUUCUCGACUGUCAGAGGAUCAGCGGGGAUCUGACAAUACUCGGAGGAGCUUCAUAUGCGAGCCCCUAUUGGGACCACCGGAUGUUAUGGCGGAGUUUGGACAAUUGAGGAGCGUUUCAGGAGGGCCCGCAAGCACCCUCAUCUCCGCGCUCCACAACUCCAACGCCCGGUCCUCACACUAUGCCUCCGUCCAGAUCUCCGAAUCUUCCGCGUAUUCGCAGUCAUCCGGGUCAUCUCUGGAGCGGACGUCUUUACGGGGAGGGACGGAACUGCUCGCGGAAUCAGGGGCGACGUUUGGGGUUGUAUCAGAUCGAGCUUUGCGUGGACGGCAAAGUCAUGCAACUCUGGUCAGCACCAGAUCGGUCACUGCAGGACAAGCCCGCAGCGCGCGAAGCGAGGACAGCAUAGGGGGCCAGAUUCCCCCCAUGCCGGACCGACACGCAGCUCGACCACCUGCUUUGCCUCGCGUGUCGUCUGACCGCGCGGUGAUGGCUUUGGCGGACGGAAGUCGUGCUGCGAGUCGGGAUCGAGCCGGUCCAGGGUCUAGAGCGGAGAGGAAGAAGAGCUGGUUUGGGUGGAAGAAGGAGAAGGGGGAGGAAUAG